Molecule: messenger RNA, 6808 nt
Organism: Boleophthalmus pectinirostris (great blue-spotted mudskipper)
Lineage: Eukaryota; Metazoa; Chordata; Actinopteri; Gobiiformes; Gobiidae
Gene: prrc2b
Product: proline-rich coiled-coil 2B
Exons: 30
Coding region: 229-6666 (2145 amino acids)
Biological process (GO): cell differentiation
Source: RefSeq, a predicted model, not a curated record
UACCCCGCUCAGUCUCAGGCCGGGUAGGACCCCAGCAACAACUCUGCGAUCAAUUCAACCUAUGUAGAUCGGGUUUUACAAUCGCCUUCCAUCCUUUGACUAAACAGCAUUUUGUGGGAAUAUAUAACCACCAUUCUUUGGAAUACAAACUAAGUCACUCACUGGUAUCAGAAGGCAUUGGGAAGAGGAGAAAAGAAAAAUUUCCAUACUCGAUGACAUUACAUCGCAAUGUCCGAUCGUUUGGGGCAAAUUACCAAGUCCAAGGAUGGGAAAAGCAAGUAUUCCUCGCUCAGCCUAUUUGACAAGUACAAGGGAAAAUCAAUAGAAACCCCUAAAAAUACAGUAGUUCCUCGACAUGGCUUACAGAGUCUUGGCAAAGUGGCAACAGCCCGGCGUAUGCCCCCACCUGCUCUGCCGAGUUUAAAAUCUGAAAACAAAGGAAACGAUCCAAACGUGGUCAUUGUGCCUAAAGACGGAACAGGAUGGGCAAACAAGCAGGAACAACCCGAUCAAAAGAGUUCUAUUGUAUCAAUACAACAGCUGCAGGAGUUGCAGCCGCAGCAGGCUUUACAGAAAUCUGUCUCCAAUCUUCAGAAACCAUCACCAAUAGCCAACCCAGAGAACACAAACACAGGUGGACCAAAGCAAUGGGCCCAGCUAAAUGGAAAGGGAGUAGAGCCGGAUGGUUUAAGGGGCUCAAGCCGACUUCAACCCUUCUCUCACGAGGAAUUUCCCACACUGAAAGCAGCUGGAGAACAGGACAAGGCUGGCAAGGAAAGAAGCGGCUUCGAUCCGUCGUAUGGGCCAGGACCAAGCCUCCGCCCCCAGAAUGUAACAAGCUGGAGGGAAGGUGGUGGCAGGAACCUUCAACCUUCAUCUCUGACCCUCGCUCUGCCAGCAGAUCCUGAGGGGAAGCCUACUGCCAUCGGUGAGUCUGGGACACUCUCAGCCUCAUCUCACCCUUCCUCUGCCACUGCUACCACUUCAUCCACUUCAACAAUAACUCCACCACCAAGCUUUGAUCCUAAAGAGCCUUCCCUGAGACCAGCUCAGCCUGUUCGCAGAACAGCGGUCCCUACAGCCCUGCAAUACCAGCUCCAACAUACUUCUACUGCGGUCUACCAUGAUAUGUUACCUGCUUUUAUGUGCUCAAAAGAAACACGGGAGGCCCCAGGACCAGACCAUGCACAUAAUACUAUAUCAGCCCCUGUUCGUUUUGAAAGUAAACCAACUUUUAGACACAACUAUGCUAAACCAGAGUUGGUAAAUGGAGACUUGAGGAGAGAGAACCGCUUUGUUCGUGCACCACCAAGGGUCUCCUCUCAACCCAUCCGCAGGCCAGGUGACAAGCCACUUCGGCCAGCUAUCAUUAAUCCCGAAGACCUGAAGGAUCUGGAUGAUCUAGACAAUGACUGUGAGGAUGGAUGGGCAGGACUCCAUGAAGAGGUGGAUUAUAGUGAAAAACUUAAAUUUAGUGAUGAUGAAGAGGAUCAUGCUCCUUGUGAGAAAAACAAACCAUGGACUGAUUGGGAAAACGAAAACCAGCGUGACUGCCACUCCUCCCUAAGUUUAGAAGAUUCUCACCCCCAGGAGAGCCCAGAAGAUAACUAUCGCUACCAACAUCAUCAUGAACCUCCUAGGAAAACCAGUGGCAGAUGCAUCUCCGCAGACAGUCAGCAGAAACACCAUGGUGACCCUGCAGGGGAACAAGAGGACCACCAACGGCAAUCUCAUGUUCAGCCUCCAAGCAGGGGGAAGUUUGUGCCCGCUGAGUUGUCUGAAGCUGUUGAAAGAGCACGCAGACGUCGAGAGGAGGAGGAGCGACGUGCACGGGAGGAACGAUUGGCUGCAUGUGCUGAAAAACUUAAAAAACUGGAUGAAAAGUUUGGCAAAAUCGAGAGACAGACUUCUAAAACAGAUGACAGCAACAAAGAUCUAGAGGGAAGGGAUGUUACUCUUUCUCCCAACCGAGAUCAAAAUAAAUGCCAGCAUGACACCUGGCAAUACAGCACAAAGGAUGGAAAUGAGAGUGCCACUGAUAACACUUCUGCGCAUAGCUAUCAAGAGGAAUCGGGCUUCUCUGGUUAUCGUGGAAGUGACGAGGAAGGUCUAGAGCCCUCUUCCCCCCCAGGAGACAAUACUGUUCGCCAUACAGCUAAACCAAUUCCUCCCCGCUUUCAAAAGCAGCCACAUCACCAGCAACAGGAACAAUCAUACAAAAUGCAGCACUGGCAACAAUCAGGCCAUCCAUCCACCACUGGCUCAAGUCAUGCUCAGCGGGGUUAUUAUCCCCCACAUGUUCUUGGAUUUGACCCUCGCUGGAUGAUGAUGCCACCUUAUAUGGAUCCCCGAAUGACACAAGGAAGAUCUCCUGUGGAAUAUUAUUCAUCUUCAGCAGGGAUGAUAAAACCCAUGAUGGCCCAGGAUCACAGCCCUGUGUCUGAUGAAGGUUGCCAUUCAAGUUUGCAUCCAGAGAGGAGAGCACCUUCCACCGAAUCCUGCACCAUGUGGAACCAAGAAAGCUAUCCCUUGCGCAGCUUCACUCCACCCUAUCAAAGACAACAUGAAGGCUCUGAGAGUUUGCGCCACGAUGACAGAGGUGAUAUGACAUGCCCCCAACAUGACUCUUAUGAAGAGAGAGCUAAAGAACGCCUAGAUCGUCUUCAAGAUAAUCUCUCUUGUCAUUCAUACCACAAUAGAGGACCAGACAGGGAAAACAGACACCAUGAUGAAUUACUGUCUCCAGCUCACCCUCCCCACCAUGGAGACGCUGAUUAUCAAAGAGUGGACCACAGAGACAAAUACAUGAGGGAGGCAGCUGAGUCACAUGAUGAUGCAUCAGACAAGGAUAUUUGGAAGAGAGAUUCACUGAAGAAAGACAAUGGUCAGUGGUCUGAACCCAGUUCUAGCUGCAGCAGUGUUGGACAGCCUUCUGAGACUAGUGGAAGAAUGCUUACUCGCAGAACUGGACCAAUCAAAAAGCCAGUUCUCAAAGCUCUAAAAGUAGAAGAUAAGGAAAACGAAAAGCCUAAAGCAGAGCCUGAUGAGAAACCUGUACCAUAUCGCCUUGAAAAAGAAGUUCUCACCAAUGUGUAUGACUUGAAGAAAGAUAACCAACCAGCAAACAACAGGCGCUCUGCUUCACCCAUUGAAAAACAAUCUGAAGAGAAGCAGCGACAGUCCCCUGCUCAAACUAAAACUGACAAAUCUUUGUGCACCAACAAUGAGGACUUUCCAAAAGACAACAGCUGGGAGAAUGGCAAGAUUCAUUCACCUAGAGAUGGCCAUGAAAAUCGUGAGCCACAGUUACAUCGCCGUAAUAAUUGGAUUUUUAUUGACGAAGAGCAGGCCUUUGGUGGUGUGAGGGUCACAGGUAGAGGUGGCAGUCGUGGUUUUAGGGAAUUUAACUCAAGAGGAGGGAGAGGUGGAAGAACUGCAGAUGGUCUCAGAGCAACUUACAACAACAAUAACAACAGUGGAAGUGUCACUCACCGGGCAAGCAGAGGCCGUGCAGUCCCUAGGGAUCAUGUAAAGAUGGAAGAAUUCCAAAGGGGUAAGCCAAGGAGACGCAAUGUUAGUGAAACCUUGAGCGAAGCUUCAGAAUAUGAAGAAAUGCCCAAGAGACGCCGUCAGAAGGGGUCCGAAAAUAGUGAAAUAUACACAGAACCUGAAGUCCGGAAAGCUGACAGGGAUUCUUGGAGAUCAAACAAGGUGUAUACUGAUGACCAAGCAUCAACUGAUUCCAGAGAAAAACCCAAAGCAAGAGGUGUUGGGGGUCGUGCCCUUCCUCCAAGGCUGAACAUAAGUGGAGGCUACAAUCGAAACUAUGGUGGUUCUAGAGACAUGUCGUCAUGGAGGGGCCGUGGAACUCAGUUUACUAACAGUGGGUCAGGGCAAGAAAACGGUUAUGAUCCAGGACAUGAAAACGUUUACUCGCGUAGAUCUGCUGUUGAGAAUGUGAAAUACACCCCUAAAUUUACAGUAUCCUUAAAUGAAAAUGGCACAGAAGAGCGUGAAGGGGAGUACUACUUUGACAAUGACAACCCUGACAGACAAGUUUUAAGAAGACGCAGACCACCUCGUCAAGACAAACCCCCACGUUUCCGAAGGUUAAGGCAAGAACGUGACCCCAGCUCAAACCAGUGGACAAGUGAUGAAUACUUAAAUGGUGACUUUGCAAACUGGCCUUCACGCUCCAAAGGAGAUGACAGCUGGCCCAGUGGACACUAUACUGUGCGUUCUGCACAACAUGGUCAAGCAGAGGAAUGGGAAACUGGUUCAGACACCAGUGACUUUGGGGACUGGCGGGACAAGAGGAGUGGAAGUAGCAGCUCAGCUCAACAGGGCCUCUCUGAUAUCCCUUCUGACCCAGGUCAUGGUGAACCAGGUGCCAGUGAGAAAAGAGAACUUUCAAAGAGAAGCUUUUCCAGUCAGAGACCUCUUGUAGAUCGACAGAACAGAAAAGGAGAGCCACCUGUCCUGGAAACAAACAAAAUUUCACGUACACCUGAAAAUCCUCCACCAACUUCAUCAAACAGAAGUGACAAUUGGCCUAAUGGAAGUGUAUGUAGGAGGACCCCAGAAGAGGCCGGAUCAGUUUAUGGCAUAGAUCAGUCUGAGGAAAGGGAUACGUGUGAGUCCACUGGGAAGAAAUUAAACAAGGACCUAAAGCAAGGACCUGUGAAGACCGACCUUGAACCCUUGUCACAGUAUGAGCUUGGUAGCUAUCAACUUGAAAGUGACACAGGAGGACCAGUGCCAAGCUCAGAUGGUUACCAGGAAGCCUUGUCUAAGAAGCAGAGACGUCCACAAGAUGAAGAAAGGAGGAGAAAGGAACAGGGAGCUACAAUACCAGGGAAGAACAGGGUUAUGGCAUCUAAGAUUCCUCCACGCUUUGCAAAAAAGCAAGGAAGCGUGACAAUUGACCACCCAGAGGAAGCACUCUCUUCAAAUAAUCUUGGAACAGAAAUCUGGGAAACCAAUAGCUCAGCUCUUUCCGUUCCUACUUCAGGUGGAGAUUCUUGGACUAAACAGGUCUCAUACACGGGGAGUGAGCCCAACUCUGAGGACUCUGAUGCAAGCCCAGAUCAAAGCAAAGAACAACACAAGCCAGGCCCUAUUGGGAAUGAACGCUCAUUGAAAAACCGCAAAGGUUCAGAAGGUGUUGAUAGGCUUGAAGGUGGUCCCAUUACACCAGUCAAUGGUGUGGAUCUUCAUGUGGACAGUGUACUGCCUGUGCCUCCAAUUGAGUUUGGUGUCAGUGCCAAAGACUCUGAUUUUAGUCUACAGCCAGGUUCUACUGCAGUGCCUGUGUCAAAUCCUGUAAACAAGCUUCAGGAUGCACUUACCAACAAUACUGCGCUUAAUCAGACUAUCCCAAUGCUCCGUUCGAACCAUUUGCAGCCUGGUAUAAACCUCAAUCCCUUAUCAUUUCCUUCUGCUGACUUGACGUUGAAAAUGGAGUCUGCUCGUAAAGCAUGGGAGAACUCCCAGUCACUGCCUGAGCAGGGAUCUCCUGGAGGUAGUAGUUCUGGCCCUCAGCCUCCAUGCAGUGUAGGUUCAUCUAGUGGUGUCAGCUAUAGCUCUUUUGGUGGAGUGUCCAUGCCUCCAAUGCCUGUAGCAUCAGUUGCACCCUCCAUGUCAAUGCAAGGAAACCAUAUUCCCCCUUUGUACUUGGAUGGUCAUGUAUUUCCUAGCCAACCUCGCCUUGUGCCACCAACCUUGACACAACAACAAUCUUAUCAACAGGCGGCUGCAGCCCAGCAGAUUCCUAUCUCUUUGCACACAUCUCUUCAGGCUCAGGCUCAGCUGGGGCUUCGAGGGGGUCUUCCUGUCUCUCAGUCUCAAGAGAUGUUCAGUUCAAUUCCCCCAUUCAGAUCCCAGGUUUAUAUGCACCCAAAUCUGUCCCAGCCCAACCCUAUGGUUCUGUCUGGUGGAGCCCCUCUCAAAGGGCCCUACUCAAGUUUUCCUGGUAUGCAGCCUUCUGAAAUGGUGAAGCCUCAGUCAAACUCUCACUAUCAGCCAAUGAAUGGCAACCAGCCUAUGGUGUAUGAUAACCAGAUGAAUCAGGGUCCUGGAAUGGGGUCUUCCCAGUUAAUGGACUCUCAACUCAUCCAGGUAACCAUGCCUCUACCUGGCUCCCAGCUACGCUACGGAUCUGCGCAGCAGCAUCUGAUUCUUCCCCAGUCCAUACAGUUGCAACAGGGGCAGAACUUGUCUGUGGGUGCUCCACGUCGGAUGAUGCCCCCAGGUUCACAGCCCCCUGUCAUACCCGGUAGUAGAGAGGGGUCACAGAUGGACAUGAAGAAUUUUCAGUUCUCUGAAAAACCCAGUCAUUCCCCGGGUAUCUCUGGAGGAACAUAUAGGCCUGGGUCUGCAAGUCCCAGUGGGAAGCCCUCUGGUCCUGGAGGACCUCUGGCCACACACUUUCCUCAACAGGUUCCUACUGCUCAGGGCAGCAUGAUGAUGCACAUGCGCCCACCCACCACUGGCCCUUUCCCUAACCCCAUACAGAGACCAGUCAUGCAGGUCAACAAAUCUGUCAUCAUUCGCUCCCCCCCUUAUUCCAAUCCUGGUCGUGACCCGCCUCACUCUGCACCCCCCUCAGCCCCUGAGCCCUCCAUCAAAGGGCCAGAGGAUGGCAUGAAGGUGAGCCACCCACUGUAAAUAUAGACCAAAACCAUCCGAGAUGUGCGCAAGGCAGUUGGUGAAGGCAAGGCAACACCUGUGGGAUUAACCAGCAAACUACAGGAGCCUCUUCCUACAGGGCAAGCCAAACCAGCACGCACUGGAGCUAUCAAACCCCAGG